CCCUAUCGGACAUCCAUUCCGAAAGGGUACAAAACAAAUCCAUUCCCUCUGAGCUUUACGAAUCACGAUGCGGGGUUCCCGAACGCUCACCUUUUCUGAUUCCUCCCCAAACGAUAUCCCAGUGUUAGAUUCAGAAUUCCUGUUUCAUUGAUCCAACUUUUUUUUUUUUUUUUCCUUUCCUUCCGGAGGAAGUUUACUCGAUACUUAAUAACGACGACGAAAACGUAUAAUUCUUCCAAUCUCCUUCGUUAACUCAUUUGUCAGUUCUUGCUGGGUACAGGAUUUGUCACUGCCCUGUAUUUGCUGCUCUUUAUUGACCGAAUAUUACGAUUUGAGGAAGAGAUAUUAGUUGACACUGGAAACUGCAGUCCUUAAGAUAAAGAUUUGCCUUAUUUAUGGGGAAGGGAUGGCUUGAUUAGACAAUUCUUUCUCAUCAGCACUUUUGCCUAAGGAGCCAAAUUUCAAGAAUCCAUUGAUUUUAUUCAAACGUAGCGGUGCCGGUGCAUUGUGUCUGGCCAAAAAGGAAUUACCUGAUAAUCUCUCUUGUUAGAAUCCUUAAUCAUGAUUUAUAAUGUUGCCUUUCCUUGUAAUUACCCCCUAAGUUUCUUAAACUUUUCCUUCAGGAUUUUGGGAUCAGAAACAUAGAUUUCUACUGCUUAUUGCAUGAUUCUUUAACAGUAACAUACUCUGAAAGGGAAUGGGGUCUUCGUCAAUAUCUUGGGUUUAAUGUAGUGGACGUAAUAAUAGACUAGUCUCUAUUAGACAGAGAAGAUGUUCUGGAGCACUUAUCAGAUUGUUGAUCCGCUGUAAUGGUCGUCCAAACACAAGCUUCCGUAUACCAGAAGAGUUCUUGUGCUCCAAGCGGAAAAUGUUUACAAGAUUCUGAGUGAUUUUGUCUUUCGUCUGAGCCGUUCUGUAUUUCUAGUGGUUUUCUGCUUUUUUCAGUAAAUGAUAUUUUUCACCAGUUAUUAUGCCUUUGCUUACCAUGGAAUUUUUGAGAUUUUUAAAAUAAAUUCUUUCUGAAGUUAGCUUACCUUUAAAGUAGUUUCUAUCCUUUUGCCUCAGAAUUUUACCGUGCAUCAAUUUGUUUACUUUUUCGCAUUUCAUCUUAGGUGGAGAAAUUGACCAAAAGAAUAAAUCUGUUUUGUGUAAUCAUUUCCUAAGUUUGAGGCUGCCAUAUCAAGGAUUUGUCUGUUCUCAACAAAAUUAAAGACGAAAACGUCUUUAGUAGAAGGAACAUUGAAUUUAGUGAUCCGGAAAGGUUAACUCCAUGAUGCAUGAAUUGGAGAACAACUAAUGACGCAAGAACAAUUUCUGUGGUGUCUGUCACAACUACAUGUGUGUUUCUCAUUGGACUCAAAAUAACAUUUUCAGCUCAAAUGAUAUUUGUACACCUGAAACCAAUUAAAAUCUUGUUCCAUUAAGCCAGGACAUCAGAAACCAGAUUUUGAGUUUGCUGGAGUAGAAGAAAUAAGUAGAUUUUCUGUUUUUUGUUUACUCAGCCAGUAUGCGAUUACAUAAACUCACUCACGAAACAGAUUGGCAGAGCUAUAUAAGAGUGAUGGACAUGUUCUAAUUACUGCUUUCCUCUGGACCUCCGAGCCAACUGCCACAUGAAUAAUAUAAGGGAGGUUUUCCAACAGUUCCUUGAAGAAGAUGGAAGUUUCCAGACCUCUGAAAUCUGAUUGUAGAUUAAAGCACCGUUCUCUGACCCCUAUUAGGAUUUUAAGGGGUUUGUUAUGUUUAGUGGUGUUUAUUUCUACAGCGUUUAUGUUUUUAGCCUAUUUUACACCUGUGGCGGCUGUCUUAAUGCGGCUUUUCAGUAUGCGUUCUAGUAGGAAGGCCGUUUCAUUCCUCUUUGGACUUUGGCUAGCCCUAUGGCCUUAUUUAUUUGAAAAGAUAAACAAAACUAAAGUGGUCUUUUCUGGAGAUAGUAUUCCUAUGAAGGAACGUGUUUUACUUAUGGCAAAUCACAGAACUGAGGUUGAUUGGAUGUACUUGUGGAAUCUUGCACUCCGAAAAGGAAGCCUGGGCUCCAUAAAAUACAUUCUUAAGAGCAGCUUGAUGAAGCUGCCUAUCUUCGGUUGGGGAUUUCACAUUCUGGAGUUCAUUGCAGUUGAGAGGAAGUGGGAGAUAGAUGAGCCAAUAUUGCUCAGUACGCUUUCCACAUUAAAGAAUCCUCAAGAUCCUCUGUGGCUAGCAAUUUUUCCGGAAGGAACUGACUAUACCGAAGAGAAGAGCAAAAGGAGUCAAAAUUAUGCAGCUGAAGUUGGACUUCCUGUGCUAAAAAACGUGCUACUUCCAAAAACUAAAGGUUUUUAUGCUUGCUUGGAAGUUCUACGAGACUCACUGGAUGCAGUAUAUGAUGUGAGUAUUGCGUACAAGAAUCAAUGUCCUUCUUUUCUGGACAAUGUCUUUGGGAUCGAUCCUUCAGAAGUGCAUAUCCAUGUUCGGCGUAUCCCAACUGAUGACAUACCAGCUUCUGAAACCAAAGCUGCUUCUUGGCUAAUGAAUGCGUUCCAGAUCAAGGACCAGUUGCUUUCUGACUUCUAUAUUAAAGGCCAAUUCCCGAACCAACUAAAUGAAAAGGAACUUUCUACGUUCAAGUGCCUGGUUACUUUUGCUGUGGUGGUUUCUUUGACUGCCGUAUUCACUUAUCUUACAUUUUUUUCUCUCAUUUGGUUCAGGGUGUACGUAGGCCUGUCUUGUGUAUAUCUUGCUAUUGCUACAUGUUUCAAACUUAAAUUGAUGCCACUUGCAGACCAUGUUAGUGCACUCUUUUACGGCAAGAAACAAAAGAGUGGAUAAUGAUCGCAUUUAUAAAUGCAAUAAACAUGGAUGAUGAUGAACCUGA
Prosopis cineraria is the source of this 2854-nucleotide messenger RNA. Its product is annotated as probable 1-acyl-sn-glycerol-3-phosphate acyltransferase 4. Gene Ontology annotation, molecular function: acyltransferase activity. NCBI's taxonomy places the organism in Eukaryota, Viridiplantae, Streptophyta, Magnoliopsida, Fabales, Fabaceae. The record is from RefSeq and is a predicted model, not a curated record. The transcript has 5 exons. Gene Ontology annotation, cellular component: endomembrane system. Bases 1657 to 2808 code for a protein of 383 amino acids.